AUGUGCCACUUUCAGGUCUCCUCACACUGCUGGUGGGUUCCAUUUUGUCAUAGGGUGCUGGCAGAUUACGGGCCUCCCAUUGCUGCUGCCAGGCCCGUAAUCUGCCAUGGGCCCCUGUACCGCCUCCUCAUGCUGCUGCCAGGUCCAGAGUGUCUCAUGGGUCCCUGUACGGCCUCCCAUUGCUGCUGUCUCCAUCGCCACACUCUGCCAUGUGCCACUUUCAGGUCUCCUCACACUGCUGGUGGGUUCCAUUUUGUCAUAGGGUGCUGUAUGGCCUCCCAUUGCUGCUGCCUCCACUGCCACACUGUGGCUCCACACUCUGGUUUUGGCCCCGUGACUGCCCAAAUGAGUGAAGUGUGCGGUGAUUCUAAGAUCGACGGCACUCAUCUGCAUGUCAUACUG
Messenger RNA from Staurois parvus, 402 nucleotides. The record is from the annotation of a GenBank genome assembly. NCBI's taxonomy places the organism in Eukaryota, Metazoa, Chordata, Amphibia, Anura, Ranidae.